AUGGCAUUAUUUCUGUACAGUUUCCUUGCUCAGAUGAAUACGUCAACGUCUUCCGGUUACUCUGGUUUGAGUUCCCCUGUUAUGAAGUCAAUGGCUGAGGAGUAUCUUUCUGAUAUUUCCUUCAGUACAAUUGGAGCAUUAACCGGAAUAUCAGAAUUUGUUAUUAUACUUGGAACAAUUAAAAGCUUUGCUUCAGAAGACUCAUGGUUUUACAAUGCAUGUAAAACUUGCAACAAAAAGGUUUUUACCAACACUAUUUCCAAGGCCAAGGAAGAUGGUAGCGAAGGAUAUGAUGAAGUAACUGUCUUGGAAUGCCAAACUGAUCGGUGCAAUAAAAGGACAGUUGUCUCUGUUCCCAGGAUAAAACUGCUUAUUCGUGUUCAGGAUUGUACCGGGAUUGUUACUUUGACGUUGUUUGAACGUGAAGUUGUUAAACUCCUAAAUGUUAACGCAAACCAACUUUUGGAUAAUAACAUGGAGUUAGCAAGCGAAGGCAAUUUUCCGAGUGAGCUGAGGGCAUUGAUAAACAGGAGGUUUGCGUUUAAGAUAGCCAUAGGUUCGUUUAAUAUAAAUAAGAAAUUAGAUGGCUACUCUGUUUCGAAGUUGACCGAAAAUCCUUCUAUCAUCAAAGAUCUUGAUGCUGCUGAUGAUGAACCUUUAGGUCCUCAUGCUUCUAAUCCAACUCCAAUUGUUAACGUUAACAUCCAGGAUUCUGUUUCCCGUGUCGUUGAUGAAGACACUCCAAUGUCCAAUUUGAACAACAGCAUCUUUACUACACCAUUUGGAGCUCAUAUUAGUUGUUCUUCAAAGAUGCUGGACAAUGAGCUGAAGCGCAAUUUGGAGGCGGUUUAUGAUGUGGAUAUUUGUUCUUCUCAGUCUUCAACUAAACCGCGUCAGGGUGAUUGUGAGAACAAUGAAGGUUUGAAGAUGAAAGCAAAGCUGGAAGAUUAG
Helianthus annuus (common sunflower) is the source of this 951-nucleotide messenger RNA. Its product is annotated as replication protein A 70 kDa DNA-binding subunit B. Bases 1 to 951 code for a protein of 316 amino acids. The record is from RefSeq and is a predicted model, not a curated record. Lineage: Eukaryota; Viridiplantae; Streptophyta; Magnoliopsida; Asterales; Asteraceae. The transcript is spliced from 6 exons.